UUAACAUUUGAAACCCAGAUUAAAUUCUUCUUUUCUAGGUUGGACAAUGCAACCCACGCAUAAAAUGCUGAAAUAUGUCCUUUGGCAUUUGCCUUUCUGCAAAUACAAACGAAAAUUCCACCUUCCUUGCACUACAUAAAAACAAACAUACUCUUGGAUUUCCUUAAUUCUCAUCUGCAACAUCACAUCUUUUUGGUAUUUUCUUUUUCUCCACCAUGGAGUCUCCCAGAAUUACUGUCAAAGUUAUCAUUUCUCUAUUUUGCUCUUAUAUGCUUUUGUCACAUUAUAUCACCACUUCGAGCCCUGCCUUGGCUUUGGAAGACUGUCACUUUCCAGCAAUCUUUAACUUUGGAGACUCAAAUUCAGAUACUGGUGGAAUGGCUGCGGCCAUUUAUCGACCACCACCACCCUCUGGGAAAACCCAUUUUCAUACGCCAGCGGGAAGAUUCUCAGAUGGCAGGCUCAUAAUCGAUUUUCUUGCCAAGAGUCUUGGUCACCCCUUUCUAAGCGCAUAUCUGGAUUCAAUUGGGACCAACUUCUCGCAUGGUGCAAAUUUUGCCACUGCAUCUUCCACCAUCAGAUUGCCAGAUCCCAUUAUACCAGCUCCUGGAGGAUUUAGUCCCUUCACCCUCAAUAUUCAAUGCUCGCAGUUCUUGCAACUAAAAUCCAGAUCACAACUCAUAAGGCAUCGAGGGGGAAUAUUUGCAAGUUUGAUGCCCAAGAAGAAGUAUUUUGCCAAAGCCUUAUACACAUUUGACAUUGGCCAGAAUGACCUUCCAGAAGGGUUUUUUGGUAAUUUGACUGUUCAAGAAGUCAAUGCAUCUGUUCCUAAUAUAGUCAGUAUGUUCUCAGCAAAUAUUAAGAAAAUAUAUGAUUCGGGAGGGAGAUCAUUUUGGAUCCACAACACUGGGCCAAUUGGGUGUAUCCCUUACAUCUUAGUUAAUUUUCCAGCUCAAAAGGAUGAGGUUGGCUGUGCAAAGUUAUACAAUGAAGUAGCUCAGUAUUUUAACCACAAGCUGAAGGAGGCCACAGUUCAACUUAGGAAGGAUCUACCUUUGGCUGCUAUAACCUAUGUAGACAUAUAUUCAGUCAAAUACUCUCUUUACAAGGAACCCCAAAAAUAUGGGUUUGAGCAACCACUUGUUUCUUGUUGUGGCACUGGUGGCAAGUACAACUUUAACAGUAAAACUGUUGAAUGUGGAAGAACAGUUACAGUUAAUGGAAGACAAAUAUUUGCUGACUCAUGCAAACGUCCUUAUGUUAAAGUGAACUGGGAUGGGAUUCAUUAUACUGAUGCAGCUGCCAAGAUUAUUUUUGAUAAAAUUUCAACUGGAGCAUUUUCCGAUCCACCCCUUCCUUUGAAGCAAGCAUGUCAUAGGAGUUUGGAAUAACUCAUACAUUAAUCAAUAAUUGUGUGGUACCUUUGUAACUGCAGGUCCCACAUGAUGUUUCUUUCUCUUAUUUUUGAGGUCAUCAAUACUUCUCUUGAUAACAUUACUUUUUGAGAGAAAAGCGAUAGUAUUUUAUUGAAUAUGGAUGAGUAACAAGUACAAAUUGGGGUUUUGUGUUCAUCCAUUUAUUUAGAAAAUUACUUGUAUAUAUAAAGGUUUGUUUAGCAGUGAAGGAAUAUGGUGUGGAAUUUUGGAGUGGUUUGAAUGAUUGAGCAAAGUUUGUCAGAACAUUAGCAUUUCCGGGCUCUUAAUCUGCUACAUUU
Prunus dulcis (almond) is the source of this 1714-nucleotide messenger RNA. Its product is annotated as esterase-like. The record is from RefSeq and is a predicted model, not a curated record. Lineage: Eukaryota; Viridiplantae; Streptophyta; Magnoliopsida; Rosales; Rosaceae. The coding region runs from base 216 to 1391 and encodes 391 amino acids. The transcript is spliced from 5 exons. Gene Ontology annotation, molecular function: hydrolase activity, acting on ester bonds.